AUGAUGGACUGGACCGCAGCCCUCAUUGCGCCGAGCACCGUUCUUUUUGUUGUCUCUACGGUAUUCUUCACUGCCCGGAUACACAGAAGCAUGCUCCGCUCACCCCUGGCGAUCAUCGAUACCGCCAUCAUUAGUUUGGCCGCAAGCUUGGUCUUGGCAUCUUUCAUACUCCUGCUUGUCAUGGCAGGGAAAGGAAACCUGCGCGCAUACGAUGAUACAAACUUGGCCGCAGAACUGGCAAUGGAGCGCGUCCAGAAGCAACUCUUUUAUGCCUUUGCUAUCUUGGUCCGUGCCGGGCUAGCCUUGUCAAAGUUGUCGCUCGCCAUCAACUUUUUUGAAGCCUCACAACUCGUCAAUCGAUCUUGGUAUAAAUGGCUGACACUUGGUGUCGUUGUGGUCAUGGUGUUCAAUAUUUCAACGGCCUUCAUUAGCGCCUUUCGAUGUUUGCCCAUCUCUGACAAGUUCAGUACCGGGCUGGAAGAUCAGACUUGGGCAUCGAGUCAUUGCAUUGACAAGCGCGUCUUUUUCAUUGUGCAAGGCUUGGUAGCCUGUGCAACCACCGGCCUCGUCACCUGCGUCGGUGUCCCUCUCGUUUGGAGAGUUUCCAGCCGAUUCAAGAUUGUUGGCUUCACCAUGCUCUUCAUGGGCCUCGUGUGCAUCAGCGUUUCCAUCCUUCAACUUAGCUUCAUUUUUACGUGGGACCAUGAAGUGAUUGAUCCAGCACUUGCUCAUUGGCGUCAAAAUCGAUGGAUGUCACUCUCACAGUGUACCAUGUACCUAUUAUUCCUCUGCGCCUGCGUACCGCGUGCGCUCGCCAACCUCUUUCAACGACGUCAGUCGUUGCGCACCAUGGACGCUCCAACAGGGAUGACGGGCGAUGAGAAGGAUCAAUUCUCCUCAGUGGCAGUCUCAACCAUGCAAAGUCCCACAUCACCACCACCUGGUUCAACCUUUCCAGCUGGAUUCUCACCCAUGAGUAUGACCUUUCCAGGUGUUGUGUCCAGUGGAUUUGGUGGUGAUGCACUGGACUUGAGGGAUAUGGAAGAUACAUCAGACUGGCUUGCGCCCACCUCACCACUCGCUGCUAGUUUCGAGCAACGUCUCGGUGCCUUUCAGCAACGUCGUGGCGAAUGGGAAGACCUCUACCAAACAGACACACUGGUACAAAUACGGUCCUUUGAACAACAAUUCCCAACCGGUACAAUCUCUGAGCUGCCUUUCGCCUCAUCCGCGAUACCGGACCAAGAGAGAGAUAUUGAGGCGGAUCCCAUUGCAAAGACAGACUUACAAAAGGCUUACUUUGACGAGAUGGCGCAAUUCAGACAACAUUUCGAUGCGCAGGCGCAACGAUUUGGGAGCAGAGAUUUGACGAGCGAGCCAGGAGAACCGUCAACAGCGCCGCGGAUAGCGAAAAGUGCGUUGGAGGGACGGACGAUUGCUGAGGGUGAAAUUGUUAUGUAUUGA
Molecule: messenger RNA, 1464 nt
Organism: Protomyces lactucae-debilis
Lineage: Eukaryota; Fungi; Ascomycota; Taphrinomycetes; Taphrinales; Protomycetaceae
Exons: 1
Coding region: 1-1464 (487 amino acids)
Source: RefSeq, a predicted model, not a curated record